This is a messenger RNA of Phalaenopsis equestris, 1573 nucleotides long. RefSeq names its product L-Ala-D/L-amino acid epimerase. Lineage: Eukaryota; Viridiplantae; Streptophyta; Magnoliopsida; Asparagales; Orchidaceae. Gene Ontology annotation, molecular function: racemase and epimerase activity, acting on amino acids and derivatives. The record is from RefSeq and is a predicted model, not a curated record. The coding region runs from base 7 to 1392 and encodes 461 amino acids. The transcript is spliced from 6 exons.
ACUGGCAUGCUAGAUUUUACUCGGGUUAAUGACAGCCCUACUUCCUGCUCCCAUCUCACGUCCAUUUUCCCUGCGGCCUUUACUCUUCCGUCCUCUGAUGGAGCCAACGAACUUCCCAUUCUAGUCGUUCCCUCCAUGAAUCGGCUUGUUUCUCCCUCUCACCGCUCCUUUCUCUCUCCUUCCCUACUCAAAAACCCAAUCCUUUCCCGCCGCUGCAGCCUCAGAUUCAACGCCGGCAGUACUCUGGCUGAUACAAUGAGUGCUGGCGGAUUCGAUGACCUCAAGGCGACGUUCUCCGUGGAUGUUUGCCGGGCUGAUGGGCGGCCCCUUAAUGUACCGUUGAUCGCACCGUUCACUAUUGCGUCCUCCAGCCUCGAUACUGUAGGGAACGUAGCGGUACGCGUGGAGCUACGAGGCGGUGGCAACGGCUGGGGGGAAGCCCCUGUGCUUCCAUCCGUCACCGUCGAGGAUCAACACUCGGCGCUUGAGACUGUCGCCGAUAUAUGUGGUUUCCUUGUAAAUAGGCAACCGAUAGUUCUAGGCUCCCUGCUAACCGAGAUCAACGGUCUUCUUCCAGGCCACAGCUUUGCAUCGGUCCGUGCAGGGAUUGAAAUGGCACUGAUAGAUGCUGUUGCAAAUAGCAUCAACGUACCUCUUUGGAAACUAUUUGGUGGUGCCUCCAAGUCCAUUGUCACUGAUAUAACCAUUCCAAUUGUUGCUCCAAAUGAAGCAGCUAAAUUAGCAGCAAAAUACAAGGAGCGAGGCUUUAGCACUUUGAAACUUAAGGUGGGAAAAAAUUUAAGCUCGGACGUCGAAGUAUUAAAGGCCAUACGAAUAGUUCAUCCUGAUUGUUCUUUUAUCCUCGAUGCAAAUGAAGGAUAUACAGCUAAUGAAGCAAUUGAAGUUCUUGAAAAACUUAAUGAAAUGGGGGUCACACCAGCUCUCUUUGAACAACCAGUUCAUAGAGAUAACUGGGAGGGUCUUCAUCAUGUUACGCAAGUAGCGAAAGGAAAAUAUGGUGUUUCUGUAGCUGCAGAUGAAAGCUGUAGAAGUUUGGAAGAUGCAAAGAGAAUCAUUGAGGGAAAUCUAGCUCAUGUUAUCAACAUUAAGUUGGCCAAGUUAGGCGUCCUGGGGGCUCUUGAUGUAAUUCAGGUUGCGAGAGCGGCAGGUACCAAGCUUAUGAUUGGUGGCAUGGUUGAGACCAGGCUUGCCAUGGGAUUUGCUGGUCAUUUAGCAGCUGGUUUGGGCUGUUUCAAGUACAUUGACCUUGAUACACCUCUUCUACUAUCAGAAGAUCCGGUAGUUGGUGGUUAUGAGGUUUUUGGUGCUAUCUAUAAGUUUAAUGACUCAAGCGGACAAGGUGGAUUCCUACAAUGGGAUGGUAUUUCUUAGUUGCCUUUAUAAUUUGCCAAAAAUUUCAUAAUUUCACAACGAAAUUUAUAAAGAAUUUUGUACAAUAUAUUGUGAUUACCAUUCUGAAAUGCUGUAACAUUUAGAAGCCCUGAAUUGUGAGUUUUGUAUCGAACAUUCGUUACAGACACCUAUAAGUCAUCUUUAUUAUUUUGAAAUGAAA